This is a messenger RNA of Pocillopora meandrina, 6095 nucleotides long. The record is from the annotation of a GenBank genome assembly. Lineage: Eukaryota; Metazoa; Cnidaria; Anthozoa; Scleractinia; Pocilloporidae.
AGUCACUCAUCUACGGUUCACUUAACUGUCGACAUGUCUGAAUUACCGGAUUACAUGAAAGUUCUUAUCAAAGAAGAGGAGAAACCAUCGUAUGUGUACAAAGAAAUUCCUGUUCCACAACCAGGAAACGGCGAAUUACUCGUAAAAGUUCUUAAAGUCUCUAUAUGUGGUUCGGAUAACAUAUUGUAUCAAUGGGAUGAAGGUGACAACUCAAUCUAUCUGUUAAUUUUAGUCUCGUCAUCUAUUCAAUAGAUAACGUCAAAAUGUGGAUGAGAAACCGCCCCUUUCGCCGCUUCACCCUAGUUUCGUUGAAACAUUCUAUUUAUACAUUUACCAGAUGCAAGGCUCAGAUGCAAGGCAAGAUUACAAUAUUCCCAAAACCACUUUGUGUGACAUUUGUAGGAGAACAGGUGCAUGAUCAAGGCUGAGUAGGGGGAUGGGUGGAGGGGUCAGGGUUGGGCAACAGGGUCAAGGUUAUGAAACUCUGUUGUCUAUACCUUAAGAUACUUCUAAUGCUUAUUCUUUUUUAUCUGAAUUUUUUUGGGGUCUGAUUACCUCCUGGCUAAUUAAUGCUAUAUAUAAAGUUUCCUGUUUAUUUCAUAUCUUUGGAAGUUACAUUUAAUAAAUGAGAUGUCACUCUCUCUUAGUUCAAAUCAUUGUAACACAUGCAUAAUGAUAUUUAAUUACUGAAUAUUGUUCCACCAGUAAUUAUGAGGAACAGCUCCCUGAAAAAACCUGUCUGCUGACCGUUGGCUGACAGAUAACCAACAGACCAGUGACAGGCUACCUGCAGGUUACCAAUUGGCAGUAUACCCAAGAAUUAACCUCCAAAACAAAACUGUGACUGUACUUUACAUAUGCUUUUAGAUGUUGAACUUACUGUGCUAAUUAUGUUGAAUCACUUAUGAAAUGAGUUGAUAUUGCAUUAAAAUAACAACGUUCCUUUUGCAAUCUCUUAGCAACUCUUGUAAGUAAUGGCACUAAAUUUGGCCUAAACCUCAGUGAAUUCAUAUUCCUGUCCAAUGUACUGUUUACGUCUACAGAAAUUUGGAGGAUUGAUAUAGUAAUACAAUGAUAUUGUUAUCAACAACUCAUGGACAGAUUACUGACUACCAGCUAACAGUUAUGUUUAAAACUGUCAGCUGACAGUUAGCUGACUGUUGGGUGACAGUCAGUUAGCAGUCAGCCAACAGGUUUUUCUUCACAGUUACUGUUCUUCCUGUUUUUUUGGUCUAAUUUGUUCAUUUGUUACCUAUUUACAGCUGCAAAGGCAAUAGCAAUGCUACCUUUCAUCCCUGGUCAUGAGUGUGUUGGAGAGGUAAUGGAUGUUUUAGUAUUUUUUACUGUCCAUUCUUAUUUUUCUUUUUCGUAAUGAAUUAUUUUGUCUUUAGGUAGUGAAGGUUGGUCCUGAUUGUGAGGAAAAAUUUUUCAUUGGGCAGCGUAUUUGUUGUGAAAAUCACUUUUAUUGUGGAAAAUGCUAUCAGUGUUUACAUGGUAGGGAUGAGCAAGGAUAUUUUUUGUCACAUUUAACUCAUCAAAAUACUCAGAAAUGGUGCAAGGGAGGUGUGAUUUCAAUAAUAGGUGAAACAGUUGAGCUUAACCAAUGGAUUCACAGAUUCUAUUAAUUGACUUACCAGACUUACGCCACAUUUGCCAGAACUUGAAUCAGUUUGGCCAUGGAAGAGGAACAAUCUAUGGAGGUAAUGAACUGAACAAACAGAGAAUUUUCAUUUGUAGCCACUUGGAUGUUUUUUUGUCAGACUUUUGUAAAGUAAGAUUAUCUUUGCUGUGAAACUGAUUGUGACCUAAUUAUUUAGACACAUUUUCACAUAUGUAUUUUAGAUUUCAGUAUUGUCCUUCUUUAGGGUGUGCUCAGUAUACCAUUAUUCCAGCAAGAUACUGUUACCAAUUGAAAACAAACCUUGAUGUGGACAGGGCUUGCCUAUUGGAACGUAAGAAAGCUUUUGUUUAUAAACAAGUUGAAAUUUGCUAAUUCUAACAAUAGUUUGCCUUGAAGUUAUUUAUUUUUUACUGAUUACUGACAGCAUUUGGUGUGGCGCAUCAAGCAAUGGAAGAGGUUUGUCCAACAGGAGACAGUGUACUCAUUCAAGGUUAAUAGUUAAUAGUUAUGUUUGUUAAAAUGCAUUUGAAGAAUUUUCUUUUACUGUUAAGUUGGCUUCUCUAUGGAGUUUGAAAGGUGUCCUCUUUCAUGCUUAAAAUGGAUAUGGAAUCAUGUGGUUAGACCACAUCUGAUAUGAUCUAAUAGCAUCAUCUGUUGACAGUGUUAUGGAAAAACUUUGAGGCAUAAUGUAUUUACUAUCCAUUUGUUUGGGAGAGUGAAUAACACACACAAUUUUAAAAGGUAUGCCCUUGCCAGAUUUCCUAUGAUUUAAUGACUGAAUUAUUAUAUUUUAAACAUCAUCAUAAAGCAAUGGACUCCAAUCUACAUAAGGUUAGGUUGAGGGGAUUAAGCUGUUGAAUUUCUGGUUUUCAUUCAGAAGGGCUACUUUUGUAUUUGUACAAGGCCUCUUUACUUAUUGCAAAGCACACAAUUAUUGCAAUGGAGAAGUUAAGUCUUACUGUAUACAGGUAUAUGUGUCCAUGUGGGUUGCUGUUCUAUGCCAGUAGAUAGAAAAAAAAAUUAUUGGUUAACUGGGAUUUGCAUUUAUAUAUUUUGUACUCUGCUGCAGGGUGUGGUCCUAUUGGCCUAAUAUCAGCUGGGAUUGCCAAGAGCAUGGGUGCUGUCAAAAUGUACAUCAUUUUGUUAGAUGUGUUAACCUUGUAAAAUAAUCAUACAUUAGCUGCCUAUUUACAGUAGGAGUGGUCCUAACACAACCUGAAGAUUCAACAUUCCUCUUAAUAAAUUCAAUCAUGUACCAGCUGUCAAUUAAAAUGUGCCAGUGCCUGAUAGCAAAAAUAGCCCUCUUAAGAUUUUUCCUCCAUCCAUGGAUCAGAAAUAACUCCACAGCUUGUACAAGAGACAACCCAUUCUACUGUAUUAGCCCUCUGUCCACAUCCCUUGAACAAGCCAUAUCUGUUAACAAUAAACCUUUUGCCAUUUUGAAAAACUUUCUGUCGCUGGGGCAAACAGUCCAAAAAAUAUGACCAACAAUAAAAUACUCAAGAAUUGUUCAUUUUCUCCUUAUUUUUCAGAAUUGCCACAGAUAUUGUGGAGGAAAGACUUCAAAAAGCAAAGCAAAUGGGUGCAGAUGUAUUAGUUAAUGGGAAGAUGGAAAAUCUCAAAGAUAUUGGUCUGUGAGUUCUUUUCAGUCCCAAAUACAGUGCCAAGGGAGAGGGGAGGGUAUAAUCCAUGAUAGAGACCUUAUAUGUUUGCCCACAAAAUAUUUGUACCUGAAAUUGGAAUGAGGGUCAUCGAAAGUCAUGAAAGUGACUAAUAAUGACAUUUUUGAGAUAAAAUGAAGGCAGAAAACUGCUUUGCUAUAUGAUCCUUCUCACAUUGUCAUGGCUGACCAGCUCAUCUAUUGCAUGGAAAAAAUGAAGAAGGUCUUUGAAAAGGUCACAGAAUACGAUGAAUUUUUUUACUUCAAAGGACAUGCACCCUGGAUUUGUUUUCAGCUCAGUUGUGAUAUCUGCAAUCCAUUCCAGUGCCCUGGAAAAGAACCCCCAGCCUAAAAUAUUGUUGAAUUUUAUCUUGUUUUUGUUUUCUAUGAAAAUUGUGGCUUCCUAAUUUGUUAUACUUGUUGUAGCUGGAGGAAUUUUCAAUUCAGUGUUGAUAGUAAUCUGGGAUUGUAUUGAUUUUGCUUUCCUCAGCUCUGUGAUUGGUCCAGAAAUCAACCAAUCAGAUGCAAAACUAACACUAAUCAGGACUUAAUUGUCUGCAUUUUCCUGUGCUUUAGGGUGGUUUUCCUUUUUUUUUUAGUUUGGGUUCCCAUUGGCUCUUCAAUGUAUUUUCCUUUCUCUUAAUUGUCUGUUGUAACUACUUUGGUUUGAUUUUGCAACACUCAGUAGAAAAGAGCUCAACCUGGUAAUGUAGUUUUAAUUAAUGUUUUUGAUCUCUUUCCCUCCAGUUAUGAAAGAAACAUCAGGUGAUGGCAUUGGUUGCCUUGUUGAGUGUUCUGGAGCAGCGCCAUUAGUAAACAACUGUUUCUCCCUAUUGAGGUAAAUAUUUCAUUUUAACCUCAUACAUACUUCUCCGAUCUCACGACAAUACACUCUUCACCGGCUACCGAUAAGUGGUGUUGUGCUGCCAAAAGUGUUUUCAAGUCUGCUCAAACCAAAUCCUUCAGCUAUCCAAAAAUGCCCUAGAAAAAUGCCACACAAAAACUGUGACAGGGUUUUCGUGAGACUUUGGCCAAAAAUUAAUUCAGUGUUUUUUUUUUAUUCAAACUUUACUGACCAGGUCAUCUCUUUACAGCAAACUGUUUGAGGUGUGGGUCCCGGGAUGUCUACAUUUUAACCCUGAAGACAUGAGUAGGCGAGUCUUGUAGGGAGAAAAUCAGAAUUGGAACAACAUUCAAACAACUUCAGUUAGCAAAAUAUUCCAUGUUAUUAUAUAGAUACUGAUGAAAUACCAGGAUUUUUCCUUUUAAGUUAAAAAAUCAUAUCUUCAUCUUGUGCAGUGAAGAUACUAUUUUUAUCUUUCACGUGUGAGGAUAUUGGUGUCGCCAUGAUUACCAACAUUAUUAGCCAAUUACAAGGGAGCUUCCCGCUCAGGCGCGUGGCCAGUUCUUUUGAAAUUUUAUUGGUAUAAAUAAAAUAAAAAGAACAUUACAUUGUGGCUUGGAGAUACGAAUUUUAUCUUCUCGUGUUGAAAGUAUCUCUCAUGAGUGAGCAAAGCUCACUUGUGAGAGCAGCAGAGAGCAGCUUGUGAGAGAUACUUUCGGCACAAGAAGAUAAAAUUCAUAUCCCCAAGCGGCCAUGUAAUAUCCUCUAUUUAACAAUUAGAUUACAAGCUCGAGACUUCUAUCACUCAAUAGUUGACCAAGGCUAGGCUAUAAAUAAAUUUCAUACAUAGUAAUUGAGAGUGAAUAACCUAGUUGUCUAAGUAUAAAUGUACUAGUCAUUCAAAACUGAACAACAAGACAGGCUGCUGCUUUUGUUUUAUUUUGUUUACAACUGCACACUAUUAGGCUACUCACUAUAUCACAGAAUAGAUAGCGAGAAGUGCAGCCAUUCAGAAUGCAGCAUUUGUGAUAGACUUCAGAUAGAUUUAUACAAAUUAUAUUAACUGUUUCUCUGCAGAAAAGGUGGAAGGGUUGUUCUAGUAGGAUUACUUAAGGUAACCUUUUUGGUUUUGUUUGUCUUUGCCGUGGUAUCUCAAAAUGCUCUUUACUUGGCAUGAUUACUUUACAUUAGUGUGGUUCUGCUUUAACAUUUUCAUAUUAACAUCUUAAUGAGGUUACUUAGCCAUAGGUUAGUUUGUUAGCCCUCAGUAAAACAUUCUUAUUCAAGUUUUUUCUUAUGCCUUUCAGCAACCUCUUCAUGUAGAAAACUUUCUACAAGAUAUCUUAUUCAAGUCUCUGACGAUGAAAACAGUUCAUGGCAGGAAGAUUUUCAGCACUUGGGAAAAAUCAGAAGAGUUACUGUUUAACGACAAGUAAGAAUUACAUGGAAUUUUUUUAAAGUCUCUAUGAUGUAGCUAUGAACCCAUAUGGCCAGUAACAAGAUAGUAACCUUAUAAAUUAGUUAUAUUCAAGAUAAUUGGUUUCAUCAACUGAGUUGGCCAUUUAAGUUUGCCACCUUUGAGAGUUUCUAAAGCUGAUGUUUCAAGAGAUAGCCCUUGGUCCCAAACACCAUGAAAUACAUAGCCUCAAAGGGAACAUAUCCUUGACAAACAGGGGGCUGGCAGUUUUCAGAUCCAGUCCUAAUCUUGAAUCAGUUGAAUGCCAUUGUCAUUUGGUGAUGCCCGCCAUGCUUCUGUUACCUAAUGAGAAGGAUCACAGAGAAGAACCAACAAGGAUUUCUAUUAAUUUUAUCACCAUACGUGCUUUAAUUUUGAACACAUUUAAAUUGAUCUGAGCUUGGUUCUUUACAGAGUUGAUGUAACUCCUGUCAUCACUCAUGAAGUACCAAUGAGCCAGUUUGAACAAGUAAGACAACUUGCCCCUCUCUUUGAUUUUCUUUGUUAUGGGUGA